Messenger RNA from Dracunculus medinensis (Guinea worm), 228 nucleotides. NCBI's taxonomy places the organism in Eukaryota, Metazoa, Nematoda, Chromadorea, Rhabditida, Dracunculidae. The record is from the annotation of a GenBank genome assembly.
AUGGAUAAAAUACUGUUAUCUAUAACUGUAUUUGCAAUAUUUUUAAUACUUGAAGUCUGGUCAAGACCACCAACUCCUGAAGAAAUUAAAGAGCAACCGUUAAAUGCAGAUUCAAAGGACGAUUAUGACACACUUCCAGCAUUUUCAAUGAUACCUGAGAAUAUUAAGGAGAGUUUCAAGAAACAAAAGAUUCUAUAUCUUCAAUUGCUUCAGCAACAUCAUUUGUAA